Molecule: messenger RNA, 546 nt
Organism: Malassezia sympodialis ATCC 42132
Lineage: Eukaryota; Fungi; Basidiomycota; Malasseziomycetes; Malasseziales; Malasseziaceae
Gene: KAE1
Product: tRNA N6-adenosine threonylcarbamoyltransferase
Biological process (GO): tRNA threonylcarbamoyladenosine modification
Cellular component (GO): EKC/KEOPS complex; cytoplasm
Source: RefSeq, a predicted model, not a curated record
AUGGAUGUAUCGCUGGCGGGUAUUCUCAGCGCCACAGAGGCGUAUACAAAAGAUGCACGCUUUAAGCCCAAUACAACACAGCCAAACGAUGAUAUUCCUGUCGGUGCGCUCGCCAAUGGGCGUCAAUGGCACGGCAGCACGCAGCAUUCGCUGGAACAUACGUCACCUACGGCUACUGUCCAGUCCCUAGAUGGUGAUGCGGAUAUUAUCACGCCUGCUGAUCUAUGCUUCAGCUUGCAAGAGCAUAUGUUUGCCAUGCUGGUGGAAAUUACAGAGCGAGCUAUGGCACAUAUUGGAAGUAAAGAUGUGCUAAUUGUAGGUGGUGUGGGAAGCAAUGCGCGACUCCAAGAUAUGAUGGGCAUUAUGGCUAAGGAACGCGGUGGAAGUGUCUUUGCCACAGACGAACGUUUCUGCAUCGACAAUGGGAUUAUGAUCGCCCAUGCGGGACUACUCGCAUUCCGAACAGGAUACUCCACGCCUUUCGCCAAGACAACAACGACGCAACGCUAUCGCACAGACACUCCUGUAAUUUCGUGGCGCAGCUAA